GGCAGGGUGAGGUGUGUUUGUAAAGAAGGUUAUUAAUGCUGAAGCAGAUCAGCUGACUUUAACUUGCAAUGAUGGCUCUCUACAAGGCGAUCUGUGUGACGGCUCUGCUGACUCUGCUGACACAAGAGUCUGCUUCACAGCUGUCAGCCUGUGGAAAGGCAACAUUGAACACCAGGAUUGUUGGAGGACAGGAGGCUCCAGCAGGGAGCUGGCCCUGGCAGGUCAGUCUGCACACCUCGGCUCACUUCUGUGGAGGAUCUCUGAUUAACAAUCAGUGGGUUCUGACUGCUGCUCACUGCGUCCCAAAUGGCAACCCAAACGGUAUCACGGUGUAUUUGGGCCGCCAGAGUCAGCAGGGAACCAACCCAAAUGAAGUCAGUCGGAAAGUAUCGCAGAUCAUUGUUCAUCCUGACUACAACUCCGUCACUGACAACAACGAUAUCGCCUUGAUGAAGCUCUCCACAGCUGUAAUGUUCACCUCGUACAUCUCACCCGUCUGCCUGGCGGGCUCAGACAGCACCUUUUACAGCGGCGUCAACUCCUGGGUUACGGGCUGGGGCGACAUUAGAUCUAGUGUGCCUCUUCCUAAUCCUCAAAACCUGAUGGAAGUGGAGGUGCCGGUUGUGGGAAACAGACAGUGUAAAUGUAGCAAAUAUGGAGCGAGCAAAAUCACUGACAACAUGAUCUGUGCAGGAUUACUCAAAGGAGGAAAGGACUCCUGUCAGGGAGACUCAGGAGGUCCAAUGGUAAGCAAACAAAAUGGCCGCUGGAUUCAGUCAGGAGUUGUGAGUUUCGGCAUCGGUUGUGCUCAGCCUGAUUACCCAGGAGUCUAUACUAGGGUCUCAAAGUAUGAGAAGUGGAUCAACUCCCAGAUCAAUACCAACCAGCCGGGCUUCGUCACCUACACAUCUUCUGGACCAGACAGCGACCUCAGUGUUUCCUGCACUGACGUGCCACCUAUCCCAACCCCCACAACAGCGGUAUACUGUGGCCGUGCUCCACUAGGUUCUCGUAUUUUGGACGGUAGUUCUGUGGCGACAGCUGGCGAGUGGCCGUCGAUGGCAAGCGUGCAGAAGAAGGGGCAGCAUGUGUGUGGAGGAACACUAGUGUCCAUGCACUAUGUUCUGAGCAACGCUGACUGCUUCUCAGGCUCCCCUAAUGUCUCUGAGUGGACGGUUGUGUUGGGUCAACUGAAGCAGAAUGGAUCCAACAGGUUUGAGAUGUCUUUGAAUGUGUCGAAUAUCACCAUGAGCAACCUGACAGGGUCCAACAUCGCAUUGCUUGAGCUGUCCACCAAGCCCACCCUGAACAACUACAUCCAGCCCAUCUGCCUGGACAAUGAUAGAAAUUUCAUGGCAGGUUCUACAUGUUGGGCUACUGGCUGGAGCUCUGGAAGAGGAGGAGAAGAGGCAAUUCUGCAGGAGUUUCGAACAUUGGUGCAAACUUGUGAUAAUGUGUCCUCAAGUGAGAAGAUUUGUACGGAACAGUUUACACUGGAACAAGGUGACUCUGGCGGUCCGCUCAUGUGCAAACAGAACGGUGUUUGGUUCCAAGCAGCUGUGCUGUUAACCGUGAACACCUCCACCAGUCUAAAUCGAGCCAGUUCUGUGAUGGUCUUUGACAAAGUCAGUCGUUUUCAGGAGUUCCUGAGUCGGACGCUUGGGACCUUCUUAUCUCCAGAACCCACCGUUAACAGUACCACCGCCCCAUCCUCCAGUAGAAUCCAUCAGGUUCACUUCCCCCUCUUCUUCUGCCUCCAUCUCCUCGUCCUCGCCUUGUGUCUCCCACUCUUCUCAUAG
Molecule: messenger RNA, 1799 nt
Organism: Girardinichthys multiradiatus
Lineage: Eukaryota; Metazoa; Chordata; Actinopteri; Cyprinodontiformes; Goodeidae
Product: polyserase-2-like
Exons: 10
Coding region: 69-1799 (576 amino acids)
Biological process (GO): proteolysis
Molecular function (GO): serine-type endopeptidase activity
Source: RefSeq, a predicted model, not a curated record